Molecule: messenger RNA, 225 nt
Organism: Funneliformis geosporum
Lineage: Eukaryota; Fungi; Glomeromycota; Glomeromycetes; Glomerales; Glomeraceae
Source: the annotation of a GenBank genome assembly
AACCUGAAGAAUAUGAAUAUUAUAUCAAAGAAAUUGUAGAGACUUUGAAUAAUUGGCUUAUAACAUCUGGGAUAAGACAAAAUUCGGCAGUAUCAAAAUUAUGUAUGUGUUGGGCAAUUGAAGUUAAGGCACUAAAACUUAUAUUCUCAAUUACUAUAACAGAAAAUAUUUACCAGAAAUUGCAGGAAUAUCUUAAAAGAGAACAUGAUAUGCUUAUACAGGUUA